Messenger RNA from Oncorhynchus kisutch (coho salmon), 3237 nucleotides. It is a transcript of the gene ppp1r36, whose product is annotated as protein phosphatase 1 regulatory subunit 36. Gene Ontology annotation, biological process: negative regulation of phosphatase activity. Bases 325 to 1674 code for a protein of 449 amino acids. The transcript is spliced from 11 exons. The record is from RefSeq and is a predicted model, not a curated record. Gene Ontology annotation, molecular function: phosphatase binding. NCBI's taxonomy places the organism in Eukaryota, Metazoa, Chordata, Actinopteri, Salmoniformes, Salmonidae.
AUUGUUAGUUGGUAUCAUAGAUAUUUUGUCUUAUUGAAAACAUUUCUCUAUAGUGAAGGCAAGGAACUUUUGGAUACACUAGAUACAUGAGAUACUCCAUAGUAAUUGUUAUGAUGAUUCUGAACUGUCUUGAAAUGCAUAGGCCACCUCAUUGCAAACACCCGAUUAGCCACACCAAGGUACUGCAUUGGAUUCUGCGCUUCUCUCUUUUCAAGUGCUGCCACAUAGACCGGAUUGGCUGUUGCCUAGAUACUAGACCUACAUUUUUAGUAAACACAUCGAGGGUAGCAGGGAGGAAGAUGAGCUUUAUGGUAUAAAGGAGAAAUGCCGAAACCACAAAAGGAAACGAUCAGCAUACCUCCACCUGGGCGAUGGAACUGGAAUGAUGAAACCCAAGCCCUCGAGUUCACCAGUUUUAGUACAUCUGUGGAGGUCAAAGAAAAGAGAAAAAAGACUAAACCUGUCAAUUUUCAAGAUCUUGCCAGCAAGCGUCCAGAGAGGCAAACGCAGUCAUCGGCCAAGAGGGGGGGACAAAGCAGCAGGAAGACUGUGGGUCCUGCUCAACUCAAUGCCUACAAGUCCUCAGUAAAACGGGGUCAGAGGGACUAUGUGACCAUCGAGGAUGUGAAACAGGUGGCACUCAGUUUGCUGCAGGAGAAUGAUGCACUCCCCAUUCCACUUUGCUUCCUGUCUGUGUUGAAGAGCAGAGAGCUGGAUGAGUUCCUGGCUGCCCUCCUGCUCUACCUGUCCUGUUACUUUGAGAGGAAGUCUCUGGAGAAGAAGCCCAAGCCUCUCAUGGCUGAGCAGAGUAUCACAGAGAAGCAGGUGAUGGCGGAGACCCUUGCUAAGGUGGAGCUGGCCCAGAAGCAGCUGGCCUUCUGCUACUCCAGUCUGGUCUUGGGCCUGGGCCUAUCCCAGCAGCACCACAUGGCCUGUGGCAGGAGCCGUGUGUCAUUGACCUACAAAGACAGGCAGUUGUAUGAGUGUCUGUACAGCUUCUUCUGCUACGUGGCGUGGGUGACGUUCAGUAGGAAGGACCUGAGGGGCAUCCAGGAGGAGGUGGGGCGCCUGCUGCGCUCUGACACCUUCAACCCCGCCCUCAGGACCAGGAUAGAUGCCACAGAGGACAGCCUGGCCCAGGACUCCUCCACCAAAGAGGGACAGACUGAGCCCAAAGUGCACACACAGAGCCACAAUGCCCCAGAACAAAGGAAGUCCCAGCGUCGUCCGGCCUUGAGUAAGAUGGUGACCCAGCGCUCCCCGGUCAUGGUGUCCCUGCUGCCAUAUCCGCGGGAGGAGGCUCCUCAUCUGUUCUGCCGCUACAGACCCAGGAAGCAGAGCCAGGCCAAGCUGUGUAACCCAGAGACCCUGAUGGAGGAGCUCAAAGAGCAGCUGGCCUCUGUCAGCUUUGGGAUUCUGGGGAAGCCUCUGAGCCAGUUCAGCUGCACCACCCUUAUGCCCCAGGGAGCCAACAACGAAGACGAGGAGGAGGAGGAAGAUGACGAGGAGGAUGACGAUGAUGAAGACUCCGGCGUCCAUGUUCAAAGCAGUAAGAACACCUUCGUGGCUCAGAGACCUGUCGCAUCAGCAGUGGACCAACGCGGCAGCCUCAGCCGCGCCAAUACAGUCAUCUCACGGGCCACCACAGAGGGAGUGUCCUCAGACACAGAGUGAGUGUAUGUGCGCGUCCCCCAAAAUUUGACCAAUAAAAAAAAGAACAAAAACAUAUAAAAUGAUGUAUUUUUAGUCACUGUGUUUCAUAAUUGGCCUUCAAUUCGCAUGUGGCUGAAUGUAUCUCACCAGAGAAAGCAUCCGAUCGAGCGAAACGGCGCCCCUCUGUCUCAGUAUAUGUAGCCCAUCUAUCUGAUGCUGUCUGGCCAAAAAGAGUAUGCCAUUGUUGCUGCCCGUAGCAUUGAAUUUAAUAGCAAGGGAAGCUAGCAAGCAUUUUGCCUCCCUUGAUAAUGUUUAAAUAAAAUAAAAAAAACUAUCAUCAUUUAGCUAAACUGUGUGAGCUCAAUUGUGAAUGGUCCUGGUGCACCAAAAAAAGUGUCAAUGGAAGCUAGUUUGGAUGUGACUUCACACCAAUCACAUUGCAUUAAAAGCAUUGAAGAAAAAAGGUGCAUUUUUGCAUCUCGUUGUGUUGUCCUCCGGUGGCUAGCUAAAAUCGACCCUUUUAUAAAUGAGCUUGGAUGGAGAAAAGGAAAAAUUGGAUGGAGAUAAGGAUUUGGACUUGUGGACUUACUGUACCGGCCAGUGAUUAUAACGGUGAUUCAGAUCCAACCAUAAAUUCAUACAUUGUGCCCCUGGCCUGAGAGGGUGGAAGUUCAAUAUGUAGCUAGAUGUAGUAGGCUAACGUUAACUAGCUGGCUCAUCAUUGGGCUAGCUGGCAAGCCUUUUAGCCAUGUAGCCUAAUCGAGGACAACAAAAACUAAAAGUGUGUAGGCUACAGUAUGACAGAGAGGAGGAUUGCAUUGGCGUUCCUCUACAAGUAAGGUAAAUCAUUGUGUUUUUCUACUUUCGCACACACACACACACACCACACACAAUCAGGACCAUGGACAGCCACAUGUUAUUUACCUUAUGUUGAUUGGACUAAAUUGUUUUUGGUCCUGAUCUUUAAGUUGUUACUCUGUUAGACUAAGCAUUGGUGAUUUGAUGAUUUGGAAGUUGAAAUGAUGGUGGAUUUAUUUUAGCAGAGGCCUCUGCUGUUUUUUUUGCCACUUGUGAUAACUCUGUGGUUCUCAAUCAAUAAUGGUUUAGUAGUCAGACAUUUUGCAAGCAAAACAUCAAGUUUUAAAUUUCAUUUCCUGCAGUUUUACAAAUUUGACCGUGGGGUGUUUUUAAAAAACAUUUUUAAAGCAAGUUUGCUGCAAUUAUACACAUUUUGCCAUGGACCAAAGAGAAGAUUUACCAAUUUCAGGCAAUUCUUCACAUUUUCCCAUGGGGCGUAGAGAAGAUUUUGCAGUUUUACAUCACAUUUUCUGCAAUUCUGGAGAGUAAUGUUUGCAGUUAAUAUUUAAUAUUUUUUUGUGAGAGUGACUAAUUAAAUCAAUGGGGGCCCCCCAGUUGGUAAUUCGACCAUGAUUACUACAAGUUUAGAAAGCUGGACAUUAGACUAACAAAAAAUGUUGGCUGACAUGGACUUAUUGAGUGACUGUCAGUGACUGACAUAACAAGAGAAAAACUGCUGAGGCACAACUACAUUUGCAAAAUGGCACCCUGUAUAUUCUACUAUUC